AUGUCCGAUGUGUGUUUCGACUAUACAUUCAUGUUUUGAUGGUAGUCGGUCCAAUCGUGCUUCAUCGUAUGACGUCAUUGGAUUCUCGUUAUUUCGAAGAAAAAAGAAGAAAGAAAAUUGGAUGAUAAUUGAGAAUUGAGACAGUGUCGUGUCAUACUAUUGGCAACUUGUGCACGAAUUGCUGGAAUUAUCCUGCGAAUGGAUCAAUGGCCAGUGAUUAGUUUGCAGAAACCGAGGGAAAUCAAUGAGUGGAAGGGUGAAGUAUCAUGCCAGGAUGGAGAAGAGCAGUACUGAAGAUGACUGUUUGGACUUGUGUGUUGGUGGAAUUGUUUGUAAUGGGGGAUAUCAGCUUAUUAGGUGACAUUCCUCGACGAAAAUCACCUGAUUUGGUACUCGGUGCAAAUGCACUCACUAGAUCAGUGUUGAUCGAUCGCCAGGAAAGAUUGCAGCACAACUGUGAGGAGAUACUGAGGAUGGAGGCUCCUGACCUGGGCAAUUUCGAACCCAAAGACUUUAAUAAUAUUCUAGUGGACGAAGUCCACGAGUUACUUUACUGUUAUGUACCAAAAGUGGCCUGCACAAAUUGGAAACGCGUUCUGAUGAUAGCAACAGGUAAAUGGUCUGGAAAUGAGCCUCUGGAUAUACCAGCCAACUUGACCCAUGCUCCUGGCACUUUUCUACGUUUGAGUAAUUUUACCACAUCCGAAAUUGAAUACAGAUUGGCCACUUACGACACACUUAUUGCAGUAAGACAUCCCAUGGAACGAUUGCUGUCAGCUUAUAGAAAUAAACUCGAAGCACGUGAUCAGACUAGUUCGAAGUACUUUCAAACUCGUUUUGGAAGAAAAAUUGUCAAGAAGUACAGAAAAAAUGCCACCAAGGAGUCAUUGAGCAAAGGUGAUGAUGUGACUUUUGGAGAAUUUGUUGAUUUCAUCACUGCCGAUGACAAUAAAACGACUAAUGAACACUGGAGGCCAAUAAGCGAAUUGUGUUUGCCAUGUAUAAUUAAUUACAAUCUCAUUAGUAAAUAUGAGACUUUAGUGGAAGACGCUACGGAGGUGCUCGAAAGCAUUGGAGCGGGACACAUAAGUUUUCCAACGAAACCAAAAGACCGAGAGCCAACGGACAAAAAAUUGCAACAAUACUAUUCAGGGCUUUCAUUCAAACAGAUUAGAAAACUAAUUGAAUUUUAUAGGAUAGACUUGAAACUCUUUGAUUACUCGAUGGAAGAUGUCCUGGGAUUUUCCCUUGCGUAACAGAUCUAGCGUAAGGUGGUGCGUCUCCUUUUUCCAAAUAUCAUUUGUCCAUAUUAACAAUUUAUUUCUGGUAAAUCUGUUGGUCUCACAAAUAUUUUCGUUGUGCAACGUCAAAAUAGGUUAAAAAAAAAACGUACGUUGGUGUCGCCAGGAGGAAAUGCUGUGAUUAUGCAAUUCUCAUAAAAAGAAGUUUUCAUCGUGAUCAAUGAAUUAUUCUUCUAUGCUCAUGUGCCAAGUUUAUUUUAUGCAAUAUAAUUUUAAAUGUCAACAGUUUGGUGUCCUCUCAGGUACAUAAAUAAACCUAAUUAUUCAAGAAAAACAAUCGCAAUGAAAUAAAUACCAUGUCUUCGAUUUUUAUGAUCCAGCUUUACUUGGGUUGCAGAAAAAAACAUUGCAAUUACAUAAAAUAAAUUCAAUGAGGUGCUGAUAUCCUAUUAUUAGUAAUAAUAAA
Molecule: messenger RNA, 1707 nt
Organism: Fopius arisanus
Lineage: Eukaryota; Metazoa; Arthropoda; Insecta; Hymenoptera; Braconidae
Product: carbohydrate sulfotransferase 11
Exons: 5
Coding region: 267-1256 (329 amino acids)
Biological process (GO): carbohydrate biosynthetic process
Cellular component (GO): membrane
Molecular function (GO): sulfotransferase activity
Source: RefSeq, a predicted model, not a curated record